GCCUACUAGUGAAGAAUUAAAACGUUGCCGCUGCCGGAGCUGAAGUGGUUCAGUUACAGAAACUUGAAGGAUUAGCGAGAGCGAGCAAGAUAGAAUGAGAAAAAUAUGGUCAAUUUCAUCAAUUAGAAAUCUAGGGUUUGUUAAACGAAGAAUUAGCUCUAGCUCAAUAAAUAAUCUGUUUCAAAAUAACGUCCUUUGCUUUUAUUCUCAUGAUCCUUCAAAUCAUACCUUUUCAAAGCCUUCAGGGCUAUUGGCACGCUAUAAGAAUAUGGUUGAUCAAGGAAAGCUACAGCAUGAUCCUUACCAGGAAAAAGUUGCUUCUGAAUUAGAAAAACUACUUGGAAGAUUGCAACAGUAUGAGAAGGAUAUGGAGGAUUAUCAUGUAAAGCUUGCUAAUUGGGAGCAGAAGAGAGAGAAUGAGAGGAUCAAGCUUUUAAUGGAAGAAGCUGAGCAGAAGCAGAAAGGAGAUACUCUAUGGACAUCAUUAAAUGAGCAAAAGAACAAUCUUUUUCAAAGAUGGAUGUUAAGGAAAAAACCUAAAAAUGUUGAACCCGGAGUAGGUAGAUGGGUUUCAUACUUAAAUAGAGAAAGAAAAUUAGAUUCUGUUGUUGGUCGCCGUCCAAUUGCUCCUCCAGCACCCAAAGGACUUUAUAUAUAUGGCAAUGUUGGAAGUGGGAAGACUAUGCUAAUGGAUAUGUUUUAUGGUGCGACUGAAGGAAUUGUUAAACAUCGAAGAAGAUUCCACUUUCAUGAGGCUAUGCUAAAUAUAAAUGAACAUAUGCAUAAGAUAUGGAAGAAACAAGUGGAGGAACAGUGUCUUGAGUCUAGCAUAUCUAGCUGGAUAAUGAAUCUUCCAUUUGACUUGAAAGUCAAAGAAUGGCUAGCUGCAGAAGAAAAAUAUAAGCAAGAAGCGCAGGUGAAAAACAUUCUUUCUACUGUAGCAGACAAGUUUCUUGUAGACCGGCGAGCAGGUCAAAAGGGGGCUAGUGUUCUCUGCUUUGAUGAGAUACAGACAGUUGAUGUAUUUGCUAUUGUCGCCUUAUCUGGAAUUCUGAGCAGAUUGUUGACUACUGGAACUGUUCUUGUGGCCACGAGUAAUCGAGCACCAAAUGAUUUAAAUCAGGAUGGUAUGCAGAGAGAGAUCUUCCUAAAAUUAGUUUCAAAAUUGGAAGAGCACUGUGAGAUUGUUCUGAUUGGAAGUGAGAUUGAUUAUCGCCGCUUUAUAGCUCAAAGAUUUGAAGACCAGGUUCACUAUUUCUGGCCAUUGGAGAGCAAUGCUGUGAAGGAAUUUGAGAAAAUUUGGUGUCAGAUCACAGACCAAUUAGGAGGAGAAAUCGUCUCUGCUACUAUCCCAGUUAUGUUUGGGAGAGAGUUGGAGGUUCCCGAAAGCUGUAAUGGUGCGGCAAAGUUCACAUUCGAAUAUCUGUGUGGGCGGCCGAGAGGUGCAGCAGAUUAUAUUGCAGUUGCAAAAAGUUAUCAUACUGUUUUCAUUUCUGAAAUUCCAGAAAUGAGCAUGCGAAUCCGCGACAAGGCACGUCGAUUUAUCACUCUCAUAGAUGAGUUGUACAAUCAUCAUUGCUGCCUAUUUUGUUCUGCAGCUUCUUCCAUUGAUGAUCUAUUUCAAGGAACUGAAGAGGGUACACUUUUUGACUUAGAAAGUUUCCAAUUUGAAACAGAGAUAGAAGGUGGGAAACUUCGCAGAGAUGUUUUAUCUGAAGGCAGUGUGGGUUCUGGAGGUGCACCAACUGGCAUAGUUUCCAUGCUAUCUGGUCAGGAAGAGAUGUUUGCUUUCCGCCGAGCAGUUUCACGCUUGAUAGAAAUGCAGACACCUUUGUAUUUGGAAGGAGUUAAACUGCUUCAUCCUUAUUUUCAAAGGCAACAUAAAAAAUCAGGAAAUAAUCACUCAUCCAUUUUACAUUCUCAAGCAUCACUUUGAGAGUGGGGAUUCUUGCGAUAGCGUCAAAGGCUUUGUUGGAGACAACCAUUGUGGCUGGGCAUGGAUUAAUACUGCAAAAAUCCACCACCUCCACAACUAUGGAUCCACCCUGACACGCUCGCUUGGUCCACUGAUGCACCGCAUCCUGUAUUUCAGACCACAAGCAGCGGUAUUGACCCAUAAGUCAUCACUAGCUGCAAGAAAAUACCCACCCUGUGGGAAUGGAUCUUGGUUGUAACCAUUACAUUUCGUUGCUUCAGCAAUACAGGAGAACGCGAGAAAAGAAAAUCAGACGAGGCAAAGAGUCUACAAAACAAAAGCUUUUAGGCAGUACUUUAGCAUAGUUUGUGCUAGCCGAUGCAUAUGGAUUACAUUUAACUUACGUUUUCUCUCGAUUACCUUGUCAUCAUAGUUGCACACACUAAAAUACUUGUAAGAAAUCAACAAUUAGCUAUAAUUAAGAUGCAAAUGCCAAUGCAAGUGGAGAGAAAUUUGUUUCUACAUACGCAAGUAGGGAGGAUCAUAAGACUUGGCAGUCCCGGCAUCCCCUAAAGCUCUUGGAAACUUGAAGCACAAGAAUAAUAGAAAGAGCAUUAAGGUAUUCCGAUGUAUAGAAGUAGAAUAUAGAGGCGCUCUCAUACUACGGUUAUCCCCCAUUUGAGUUCCUGUAUUAAAGAGCUGUGUUCUGCUGAAGAAAAUGGGCAGUAAUGCAGUAUGAUGGAUGUCAUUAAAAAACUGGAUUAAAAAAUUUAACAAAUGGCUACAUGACUUGUAUCAUUCUAUCAAUUACAUAAUUGUGACUGGAAAGUGAUGAUUCUGUCUUAA
Molecule: messenger RNA, 2761 nt
Organism: Ricinus communis (castor bean)
Lineage: Eukaryota; Viridiplantae; Streptophyta; Magnoliopsida; Malpighiales; Euphorbiaceae
Product: putative ATPase N2B
Exons: 15
Coding region: 95-1936 (613 amino acids)
Cellular component (GO): mitochondrion; cytoplasm
Molecular function (GO): ATP binding; ATP hydrolysis activity
Source: RefSeq, a predicted model, not a curated record